Plenodomus lingam JN3 is the source of this 3852-nucleotide messenger RNA. RefSeq lists its product as uncharacterized. Gene Ontology annotation, biological process: sister chromatid cohesion. Gene Ontology annotation, cellular component: cohesin complex; chromosome; nucleus. NCBI's taxonomy places the organism in Eukaryota, Fungi, Ascomycota, Dothideomycetes, Pleosporales, Leptosphaeriaceae. The record is from RefSeq and is a predicted model, not a curated record. Gene Ontology annotation, molecular function: protein binding; ATP hydrolysis activity; DNA binding.
AUGGGCAAACUCGUGCGCCUAGAGCUCUGCAACUUCAAGUCGUAUAGCGGCCGGCACACCCUCCUCUUCGGCGACUCGUACUUCACCUCCAUCAUCGGCCCCAAUGGCGCCGGCAAGUCCAACAGCAUGGACGCCAUCUCCUUCGUCCUGGGCGUCAAGUCGGCAACACUGCGCUCCGACAAGCUCAAGGACAUGGUCUACCGCGGCAGGGUCAUUGAGCGCGCGACCAACGGCGACGCCAACGGGGGCACACAGGACAAUGGCGAGUCGCAGGCCAGUACCCAGCGCAACGACCCCCAGACCGCCUGGGUCAAGGCCGUCUUCGAGGACGAUGCUGAGCAGACGCACGAGUGGCAGCGCGACAUCACCCGUGCCGGCGCCAGCGAGUACCGCAUCAAUGGCCGUCAAGUCACCCAGAAGCAGUACAACGAGGCGCUCGAGGAACAUAGCAUCCUCGUCAAGGCCCGCAACUUCCUCGUCUUUCAGGGCGACGUCGAGAAAAUCGCGACCAUGGCCCCCAAGAAGCUGACUGAGCAGAUUGAGCGCAUCUCCGGCAGCUUGGAGUACGCAGCCGACUACGAGCGCUUAAAGGCCGAGUCCUUGGACGCAACCGAAGACAAUGCCAAGCACCUCCAUGAGCGCCGUGGCAUCAACGGCGAGCUCAAGACCUAUCAGGAGCAAAAGGCAGAGGCCGACGAGCACGAGAAGAAGCUGGCCGAGCGUGACGAGGCCGUUGUCACCAAGACCCUCUGGAAGCUCUUCCUCUACCAACAGACGAUGGAAAGGGCGCGCAAUAAGAUUGCCAGCCACCAAGAGGAGCUCAAGGAACACAAGCGCAGUGUAGAAAAAUACCACAAGAGGCACGAAGCAGAGCGUCAAGCCGAGGCCAAGGUCAAGCGCGACCUUGCAAAGACCGAUCGUAGCAUCAAGGAAAAGGAAAAGGAGAUUGAAGAUGCCUCCAACGAGCUGGCCCCCAUUGAGGAGAAGAUUCGUCUAUCCAACGAGGCAUGCCGAAGGUACGAAAGCAAGAUGGAGACGCUCCGAAAACAACGCGACGCCGAGAAAGAGCAGGUCGAGAGAUGCCAAAGGAACAUUGACCAGGUGCACAAGGCCGAGAAGAAGUGGGAGGAUGACUUCAAGGCUGCGGCCCAGCGUCAAGGCCGUGAGCUCUCUGAGCAGGACAUUCAAGAAUACAACGAGCUGCGUAGCGAUGUCACCAAGCGAACGCAUAGUGAUCAGAUGCAAAUCGACCGGCUGAAGCGUGAAGUCGAUACGGACAGGGACCACGUUCGCAAUCUUCAGCAGAGUGUCGAGAGCCAUGAAAAGGCCGUGGAGAAGCUCAGUGCGGAAAUCACACAACUGGAGUUGCGCCAGCAAGAAUCAAAGACUGACAUCAAGGAGUUGGAGAAAUCCAGAGCCAAGAAGCAGCAACAGUUGGACACUCUCAGAGCCGAGACGAGGCAGAUCCGAAUGCAAUACGAGGAAAAGAAUCAGCUGCUGCAGGCGGCUUUGCAGGCACUCAACAUCAUGGAGGGCUCGCGUCGUGAGUCAAAGAAGCAACAGGAAGCCCGCAGGACAGUUGAGCGCUUGAAGACCCGACUUGGAUCGGAAAAGGUGCACGGCCGAUACAAGGACUUGAUCACGCCAAUACAACAAAAGUAUCGCAAAGCCAUAGGGCGCGUGCUUGGAGCGCAGAUGGAGACGGUCAUUGUCGACACAGAAGCAACUGCCAAGGCGUGCAUUGACUAUCUCAAACAAGAACGAAUUGGCAUCAUGGCGUUCAACCCUCUUGACUCUAUACAAAUCAGGGCUAUCGAUCCCCAACUAAAGGGUGCACACAAGGGCGUGCGACUGGCUAUUGAUUGCAUCAAGUUUGAUCCCAAGCACGAGCGUGCAAUGAGCGCUGCAUGUGCAAGCACGAUCAUAUGUGAUUCUGAAAAGAUUGCAAAGGAAUUGAGGUACGAGAAGCGUGUUGAAGCCAAGGCGGUCACCUUGGACGGUCGAGUGAUUGGCAAAGGGGGAACGCAGACGGGUGGAGAGCUCGACCGCGACGACGACUUGAGUGAGCAGGCCUGGGAUGAGCGAGCUUACCAAACUCUGGUAGACCAGGUCAACAGGUACCAAAAAGAGUUGAAGGAGCUGCCAAAAUCAGACCGGCAACAAGAGGAGCUGAACCUGGAAGUGGAACUUGCAGACCUCGAGGACCAGAUUGCGCGUGCAAAGGACGAAUCCAAAGCUUUGGCUCGCAAUAUUGAGAGUGUGAAGAAGGACCUGGCGCACCGCAAGAACGAGCUGAGGGGCGUGCGACCCAACUACGAACAGCAGGCACAGCGGUUGCGGAAUCGAGAAGAGGAACUGCGGCGUUAUCAAGAUGCGGUCAACCAAGUCAGUGAUCAGAUUUUUGCAGCAUUCUGCCAGCGCCUGGGUUACGAUUCGAUUCGAGACUAUGAGUCGCAACAAGGAAGUGCCCAGCAGAAGGCUGCCGAAGAGCGUCUGGAGUUUACCACGCAGCGAAGCAGACUCCAAUUCAUGAUGAAACAACUCCAGUCAUCAUACGAAGGCAUCGAGGCGCGACUGAAGAAUGCCGAAGACGAGAUCAAGCGCAAGAGUGCAGACAUUGCUGAGCUCGAAAGCAAGCGGACUGAGUUGCAAGAGGCCAGCGAUGUGCUUCAAGCCGAGCUGGAGAAGCUACAAGAAGAGCGACAACAGCUAGAGAAGAAACUCUCUGAACGAGCGGCGGCUGUCAAGGAGGCGCGACGGGCCCUGGACCAGCGCAACGAAAAGGUCAAGCACGUUCUCAAAGAAGUCAACGAAGAGGAUGCCAAGAUCAAGACCUGCGCAACGAACCGAUACAAUGUCCUAAAGGAGUGCAGAGUCAAUGAGAUUGCCAUACCUCUGACGGAAGACUCGAAUUCUCUCACAUCACUCCCCAUCACAGAUAUGCCGCAGCCGGAUGCGGAUGCCAUGGACGUGGACGAAGACCCAGAUUCCACGCAGAUUCAGACCGCCCAGGUAGACGACUACGGCAUCGAAGUCGACUUUGAAGAGCUAGAGGAAGACCUCCGCACCGAAAUCCUCGACAUUCUCGAAAGCGAAGACGACCCUUCCGACAGCCUCCAAUCCCAACUCGGCACCCGCCUCAAGGCCGCAGAAGCCAAACUGACCGACCACAUCACCCGGCUAGAAACCGACAUUGCCAAAGCAACGCCCAACAUGCGCGCAGCCGAGCGCCUCAUUGCCACCGAAGCGCGCCUCAAAGCCGUCGACGAAGCUUUCGCCGAAACCCGCAAGCGCGCCGGGGCGGCCAAGAAGGCAUUUGAAGAAGUAAAGCAAAAACGGUAUGACCUCUUCAUGAAAGCGUACAACCACAUUUCGGAGAACAUUGGCGGCACCUACAAAGACCUGACCAAAUCCCCGCAAUUCCCCCUCGGCGGCCAAGCCUACCUCGAUAUGGAAGACAGCACGGAGCCAUACCUCGAAGGCCUCAAAUACCACGCCAUGCCGCCGCUCAAGCGCUUCCGCGACAUGGAACACCUGUCUGGCGGCGAGAAGACGAUUGCGGCGCUUGCCCUGCUGUUUGCCAUUCACAGCUACCAACCCAGUCCGUUCUUUGUGCUCGACGAGGUCGAUGCCGCGCUCGAUAAUGUCAAUGUUGCGCGGGUGGCGAAUUAUGUGCGCGAGCAUGCGAGUCCCGGGAUGCAGUUUAUUGUGAUUAGUUUGAAGGCUGGGUUCUUUCAGGAGAGCGAGACGUUGGUUGGGGUUAUGCAGGAUCAGGGGAGUGAGAAGACGAGCAAGUAUUUUAGUUUGGAUCUCCGCAAAUACGCACCCGUCGCCCCCACCGCCGCAGCCUAG